Molecule: messenger RNA, 9609 nt
Organism: Osmerus eperlanus (European smelt)
Lineage: Eukaryota; Metazoa; Chordata; Actinopteri; Osmeriformes; Osmeridae
Gene: plxnb1b
Product: plexin b1b
Exons: 39
Coding region: 562-7356 (2264 amino acids)
Biological process (GO): semaphorin-plexin signaling pathway involved in axon guidance; axon extension; regulation of cell migration
Cellular component (GO): semaphorin receptor complex; plasma membrane
Molecular function (GO): semaphorin receptor activity; protein binding
Source: RefSeq, a predicted model, not a curated record
CGGGUGCAUGUGGUAAUCGUGGAAAGCAAAGCACUUGAAAAAAAGAAAAAAAAACGGUUCAAGCGUCCGCGCGCGACUCUGUCUGCAGGCAGUUUUUACAGAAGAUUGUAGAAGUAGGCUACGCGCGUGAAACCAUCUGAGCACAACUGAAAAUAAGGUAUUUGACUCAAUUCCGAACGACUGUGGAAUUUGUCUUGUUGUAACCUCUGGGAAGCGCUGUGAUUUGCCUGGAUUUAUAAGAACCCGUUGCAGACACAUUGGAUAAGAUUCCUCACCCUCAAAGUAUUAGGCAUUCAAGAAUUGCCUUGCCUCUUAUCAAAUGAAGUGAACAAAACAGCUAGUCCUGUAAUACCGAAAAAGGUUUCACUUGCUUCAUAUGGGGGUCCAGCAAGUUAGAAUUUUACGUUUGGAUUGUCAAGUUUGAAAUGUCAAGGAUAGAACAAUCAAACAAGGAAUUCUAAAGGUCUGCUCUCUAGAGAUGUCUUCUUAGUCAAGCUGCCGAGGAGUUGAAGAGGUGACAUGCCUCUGUAACACAUCGUCUGAAACAAAUGAUUGGUUGCCAUGCCUCCAGGGAUGGUAUGUCGUCUUUUAGCCCCAGCAGUCCGAUCGCUGCUACCUCCGCUGCUGCUGCUAGUCCUAGGCUGUCCCUUUCCCAGUGGCCUCUCUUUGGCCUCUGACCCCUCUCACUUCGACCCCUAUCCAUCCUUCUCCCGCAACGACACACUGUUUGAGCACUUGGCGCUCCACCCGGACCCUUCCGUGGGCCGAGUCUAUAUCGGGGCGAGGGACCGCCUCUUCCAGCUGGACCGCUUCCUGGCGCCUGAGCUACAAGACAACACGGGGCCCGUAACGGACAGUCGAGAGUGCCUGCCCCCCGUCACCGUGGGCAACUGUCCCCAGGCACGACGCACCAGCAACCAUAACAAGCUCCUGUUGGUGGACCCCUUCUCCAUGGAGUUGAUCACGUGUGGGAGCGUCAACCAAGGAAUUUGCCAGAAGCGUAGUCUAGCCUCUGUGGAUGAGGUGCUCUUCUCGGCUGAGAGGCCGGUGGAUACCCAGUACGUGGCGGCCAACCACCCCAAUGUGAGCACUGUGGGACUCAUAGUCCGCUCACGCCCCGACCGCCAACCUGUCCUGUUCGUGGGGCGGGGCUACACCACCAGCCACCCUCCUAUCUCCACACGGAACCUCGCCCAGGAACCCGUGUUCUCCUACGAGGAGACGGCCAAGCUGGCCGUGGCGGGACGCCUGUCGGAGUACGACCACCAUUUCGUGGCCUCUUUCGCCCACCGCCAGCACGUUUACUUCCUCUUCUACCGCCGCGACCUCAAGUCGCAGUCGCGCGAGUACCGCACCUACGUGUCCCGCGUGUGUCUGGACGACCAGGCGUACUACUCCUACGUAGAAGUCCCCCUGGCGUGCCGCUCGGCCGGCGGGAAAAGCUAUAACCUCCUCCAGGCCGUGCGCCUCGGUUUACCCAAGAACGACGUGGUGUCCAGAGGUCCCGAGGUCCUCCUGGGCGUGUUCUCCACCCGCAUGGCUUCGUCAACACGGCCCAGCGAGGACUCGGCCCUUUGCAUGUUCUACCUGGACGAGUUGGACCAGCGCAUCAACUCCACCAGGGACCUUUGCUACACCCAGGUGGGCAGGACGGAAGAGGGGAAUGAGGCCGCCUACAUAGAGUACGACGUCAAGUCCAACUGUGCCAACCUGCCUUCGAACACUUUGGAUGCCUACCCCUGUGGUUCUGACCACACUCCCAGUCCAAUGGCCAGCCGGAUGCCUGUGGAGGCAGAGUCCAUAUUAGACAGCCCAUCUGCCCGUCUCACCGCCGUCGAGGUCAGCGUGAGGGCAAGACAUACCAUCGCCUUUCUGGGGGACUCCAAGGGAAACCUGCACAAGGUGUUCCUGGGUCCCGAGGGUGAGGUAGAGGUGUAUGACGUUGUUUCCAUCCAGCCCAACGCUCCCAUCAGCUCGGACUUGCUGCUGGACCAGGCCGAGGAGAACCUCUUUAUCAUGACGUCCACCAUGUUGCAAAAGAGGCCCGUGGCAGAGUGUCGGCAACAUCUAGACUGCCAGUCGUGUCUCUCUGCUCAUGAUCCCUACUGUGGCUGGUGUGUCCUGGAGGGAAGGUGUGUCCAGCAGGGGGAGUGUGGACGUGGGGCCCAGACUGGCCAGUGGCUGUGGAGUUUCGACAUGGAGCAGCAAUGCCUCAUCAUCCAGUCUCUCAACCCCGCCAACAUCAGCCGGGAGGAGAAGAGAAGCAUCUCUCUGUCUGUCCCGGGGCUGCCUGUGCUGGAGGAGGGAGAGUCCUACUCCUGCUACUUCCACAGCAGCUCCAGCCCCGCCACCAUCACAGGCUCCGGUGUUGUCUGCCUCUCCCCCGAUCCCCACAGGGCCCCAGCUGUAUCACCGGGGCAAGAUUUUGUCACAGUCACCUUGUCACUGCGCUUCAACGACGUGGUCGUCACGGCCAACGAGUUCACUUUCUACGACUGCACCUCUGUCAAGCAGCUGUCUGGGAGCAUGCCUUGCCGUGGCUGUGUGUUAAGUCGCUGGGGCUGUAAUUGGUGUGUUCAUCAACACACCUGCACCCACAAGCCCACCUGCGAGGAGGGAGUCAUCAUUUACAAUGAACACUUUAAACUCCCCACCUCGGCCCCUCCCACUGUCAAAACUGUUACCAUAGCAACAACUGUCCCUACCACAACUGUAGCACCAACAUCAACAACCCCCCCAACAAUACCCCCAACCAUUACAACCACAGCCACCAUAGCUACAACAACCAUAGCUAGUACAACUACAACAGAAGCCACUAUGACUGUAGCUACAACUCAAGAGCCUUCAACAACACCACUGUCUACUACAUUACCCACAACCACCAUCACAGAGCCUGCAACUUCGCCCUCGACCACAACCAUAGUGACCAAGGCUCCCACUACUCUGCCCCCUCCAACCGAAGCUACGACGUCAUUAGUUGAGAUCGCCACAACUGAGAAGAACAAGGAGGAGACGACAUCCACAGUGAUAUUCCUUGCGUAUGAGCAAACCGAAAUGGAAACCGAAGGCCUCAUGGUAACACCAGGCAAUGUGGAUGUUGCCACGGAGGCGGACUUGACCAAUGUCACGUUAGCAGCCGAUGAUGAAGAUUUGUACGAACUGACUCCACUGGCAGGUCCUCCAGAGUUACCUCCGUUGGAGGUGGUCACCGAUUCCCCCCCUAGCAGUGUACCAGAAAUGGACCAAGCACAGAGCCUUGGGGAACUCCCCAGCGAGACCACCCAGGCCUCGUCAUCCGGCUACUCCCUUCCGUCCCCCUUCCCGCUGGGUGAGCCAUCUGACUCGGAGCCUACCUUCCACCUGGACUUUACUCAACCUCCACAAGACCCCCAGCCACCCACCCAGGACACAAGCAGGGGCUCUGACCCAGAAGUCCUAUUUUGGCCCGGGGAGGAUGCAGAUGAGGACUCUGAAGUCACCGUAGCGGAAAACGACACAGCCUCCUUUUCUGCUGCCACCGUGUUGUCGGGCGACGGGGAGGUCGACCACACCUCCCAGGCGUUUCCGCGUCUCAUGGACGCUGAUUCUGAGCUAGACUACCAGUACGACAUGGCCGACACAUUUCUUCCGGGAGACGAGGGCUCCUAUGUGAGCUGGGGCUCGUCAGCUUGUCCAUGUGUAGAGAAGGUCCAGGGCUCUGCUCUUCUGCCUGUCAAAGUAGAGAAGAAGAUAACCCUGCUGGCUCGCAACCUCCAUCUGUACCAGGACAGAGACUUGGACUACGAGUGUGUGUUGGUCAUUGAAGGGCGCACUGUGGUGGUAGACGCUUAUGUGGAGAUGGAUGACCUGAGUCCGUCCCUGUUUGACAUCACUUGUCAGUUGCACCAGUACUCAUACUCAGCUGUGGUGGACGAGUACAACGCCAUGGUGUAUGUGAAGAGGAGGGACACCUUCCACGUGGACAGCGCCCCCGACCUCUACGUCACCUUGUACAACUGCUCGGUGGGGAGGUCUGACUGCAGCCGCUGCCACACUGCCGAUGCCGUGUAUGGAUGUGUGUGGUGCGGGGGGGCUCAGGCUAGCUGCCUGUACGGAGACUCCUGCAGCGAGCCCAUAGAGCAGACCUGCCCCGCCCCCGUCAUCCACUCUAUCGAGCCCCUGUCAGGCCUGGUGGAGGGGGGAACAGUGGUUACCAUCUCCGGGUCUAACCUGGGGCAGAAGGCCGACGACAUCCUGGAAUCAGUUACUGUGGCUGGAGUGGCCUGCACAGUCAUCCCCCAGCUCUACGAGAUCUCCUCCAGGAUUGUGUGUCGGACCAAAGCCAGUGGAGGAGAGAAGAUUGGCCAGGUGUCUGUAGAAGUGAGUGGGGGAGAAUUUGGCCUCUCCAGCCAGAGAUUCAGCUACCAGGAUCCCUUCUUGAUGGAAGUGACCCCACAGAGGGGUCCCAAGGCAGGGGGCACGUCCCUGACCAUCACGGGGAGGAACCUACUGACUGGUCGGCCCGCUGACCUCACCGUCACUGUGGGAGGGGUGCCCUGUUCCAUAUCCUCAGUGCAGGAGUCCAGUGUGGUGUGUGUUACAGGCAGCAGCAACAGGACAAGCGAGCAUCGUGUGACGCUUCACUACAGCAACAGUCACCGUCACCUCCAUGACAUGCCCUACCGCUACACCCCUGACCCCAACAUCACCAACGCCGCUCCUGCAAAGAGCUUCCUUGGUGGCGGUCGUCUGAUCUUCGUGUCGGGCCACAAUCUGGACGUGGUCCAGGAUCCCAGGAUGGUGGUGACCGUCUCUCCCUACCAGUCCCUGACCAGGAGGAGGAGGAGUGGAGGAGGGGAGCAGGAGAAGGUGGGGGGCAGGCGUCGUAGGAUGGUGCCUGAGGUUGACUGCCCUGGGGAUCCUGCUUGCUUACUCAAGCAGUACGUGGAGCGCUGCGAGGUCAACUCCUCCUCCCUAGUCCUGUGUCGCAGCCCAGCCGUCGUGGCCUCGGUCUGGGGCUCCCAGGUGGCUGUGGACUUUCUUCUGGACAACCUGCGCUUCCCAUUCGGUGCCGUCAGCCCCCAGGGCUUCCUGUACGAACCCGACCCUGUCCUGCACCCCCUCAACCAGCACGACCCUCUCCAGCCCUACCGCUACAACCCUGGCAGCUUUAUUCAGCUGGAGGGAGAGAACCUGGACCUGGCAAUCUCUAAGGAUGAGGUGGUGGUGCUGGUAGGCGAGGGGGUGUGCGCGGUGAAGACCCUGACCAGGAACCACCUCUACUGCGAGCCCCCGCCCCUGCAGCCCGCCCCCGGAGGAACAGGGAGGAAACGCGAGGGCGGUGACACACUGCCCGAAUUCACAGUCCAGAUGGGGAACCUGAACUUCUCACUAGGGAGGGUUCAGUAUGACACCCUCAGCCUUGCAACGUUCCCCCUGGAGGCCCAGGUGGGGGUGGGGGUAGGGGCCUCUAUAGUCGCCCUCAUUGUCCUCAUCAUCGUGCUCAUAUACAGGAGGAAGAGUAAGCAGGCCCUGAGGGACUAUAAGAAGGUGCAGAUCCAGCUUGAGAACUUAGAGACCAGUGUGAGAGACCGCUGCAAGAAGGAGUUCACCGAUCUGAUGACAGAGAUGAUGGACAUGUCCAGUGACCUGGUGGGCUCGGGCAUCCCCUUCCUGGAUUACCGGGCGUACGCCGAGCGCAUCUUCUUCCCGGGCCACCGGGAGUCCCCGCUGCGGCGAGGGCUGGAUGUGCAGGAGUGUCGCAGGCAGACGGUCGAGCAGGGCCUGCUGCAGCUGUCUAACCUGCUCAACAGCAAGCUGUUCCUCACCAAGUUUAUCCACACCUUGGAGAGCCAGAGGACUUUCUCCCCGCGGGACCGAGCCUACGUGGCCUCCCUCCUCACGGUGGCACUGCACGGCAAACUAGAGUACUUCACUGAUAUCCUAAAAACGCUGCUCAACGACCUGGUGGAGCAGUACGUGGCCAAGAACCCCAAACUGAUGCUGCGCAGAACAGAGACGGUUGUGGAAAAGUUGCUGACCAACUGGAUGUCCAUCUGUCUCUAUGCCUUCCUCAGGGACUCUGCAGGGGAGUCUUUGUAUAUGCUGUUCAGAGCCAUCAAGCACCAGGUGGACAAGGGUCCUGUUGACGCGGUGACGGGGAAAGCCAAGUAUACCCUCAACGACAACCGCCUGCUCCGAGAGGACGUGGAGUACCGCACCCUGACUCUGAACGUGCUGAUGCAGGGCGGGGGGGUAAACGAGACCCAGCCCCUGCCCUCCAAGGUGCUGGACUGUGACACCAUCACCCAGGUGAAGGAGAAGCUGCUGGAGCAGGUGUACAAGGGCACCUCGUUCUCCCACCGGCCCCACACAGACUCUCUGGACCUGGAGUGGAGGUCUGGAGUAGCAGGUCACCUGAUCCUUUCGGAUGAGGACCUAACAUCAGUUGUCCAGGGCAACUGGAAACGGCUCAACACACUCCAGCACUACAAGGUUCCAGACGGCGCCACGGUUGCGUUGGUCCCGCGCCACACCAAACACAUCCACCAUGACAGCCACGACUACGUGGCCGGAGAAAAGACGCCCAUGCUGGAGGAUGCGGACGAGGGCGGCGUGAGGCUGUGGCACCUGGUGAAGGCCAGCGAGGAGCCCGAGCUGCCCAAGCACCGCCGGGGAAGCCUGAGGGAGAGGGAGAGGGCCAAGGCCAUACCAGAGAUCUACCUCACACGGUUGCUCUCCAUGAAGGGAACUCUCCAGAAGUUUGUGGACGACCUGUUCACAGUGAUCCUGAGCACCAGUCGGCCCGUACCCCUGGCGGUCAAGUACUUUUUCGACCUGCUGGACGACCAGGCAGGCCACCACGGCAUAUCCGACCCCGAGACGAUCCACAUCUGGAAGACCAACAGUCUUCCUCUGAGGUUCUGGAUCAACAUAGUGAAGAACCCCCAGUUCAUCUUCGAUGUCCAGGCGUCUGACCACGUUGACGCUGUGCUCUCCGUCAUCUCCCAGACCUUCAUGGACUCCUGCACCCUCGCUGAGCACAAGCUGGGGAGGGACUCUCCCAUCAACAAACUGCUGUAUGCCAGAGACAUUCCCCGCUAUAAGCAGAUGGUGGAAAGAUACUACGCUGACAUCAGGCAAACGAUAUCAGCCAGCGACCAGGAGAUGAACUCUGCCCUAGCAGAACUGUCCAGGAAUUACUCAGGCGAGUUAAAUUACCUUGUCGCCCUGCACGAGCUGUAUAAGUACAUCAACAAGUACUAUGACCAGAUCAUCACAGCAUUAGAGGAGGACACCACUGCCCAGAAGAUGCAGCUAGGCUACCGGCUCCAGCAGAUAGCCGCCGCUGUGGAGAACAAGGUCACCGACUUGUGACAGAGGAGCGCCAGAGUUGCUCGGCGGAGGAGGGGGGAGGGGGUGAGACCCAAAUAAGUUAGACAGUGAGCACACACUGUAGGUUUACACUCUAGGGAUGGGUCUAAUGAGGAGAAAAGAGGGAGCAGGGAGAAUAGGAAUGGAUGAAUUGAUGGACAAAUAAAUGGAGGAGGAUAGACUGAUGGACAAAAAGUAACUUACUCUUUUGUGGGAGAAGGGGUGCAAGGAGGUGGCAAUGGACUGAGUACCCCCCUUUACCACUCCAAGGAUCAUGGGGUGAACUGGGUGUUCCGCAAGCCUUGACUGACUUUGGAGUGCAAUGGAUUUGGAAGUGAAUGGAACACACAAAAAAAUAUUCUAAGAGUUGACCAUGGAGCUCCAAACUCCACAGGUUCCUGUGCGGUGGACGUGACCGCUGUUGUGAAUAAACACACACACACAGGGCAAGGAUUUUGUUUGUCACUUUUUAUUACCCACCGCUGGACGUCUGCCCUUCUGUGACAUCUACCUCUUCUUGACCCAGGUGUGCAAAGGGUUCAGUGUCAGAGUUCAAACUAAACUCUAAGGCUAGUUUCUAAACAUUCUGCCAUGUUACAAGAAAAUACAUUUACUAUGAAAAGCAUAGGGGCUUAGAUGCUGUAUCACCUUGCUUUACCUCAGUUUACCAUAAUACAUCACAAUACUUUUCUCUUAUAGAUUUAUGUUAUUUAAAUGCUCACAUUUUUAUUUAUACACAUAUCCUGACCAACAGGUACUGCUAGCACAUAUCCGUUUAAAUGGUGGAAUUGCAUAGCAUGAGUUGGGAGUGUUGAAAGACUGAUGCGCACACACAGCUCUCAAUCAUCAGACAUUUUUCAGACUUUUUAUAUCUUUUCACAAUUGAUUCGGGGCAGUGCUGAAAGGUGGAAUAGUUGUGGCGGUAACCAUUUGAUGAAGUCCAUCAGUUUUUCCUGUGUUGUUCAUUAUGUCACAAAACUAGAGGGAAGAGAACAAUGUGGUCAAGAAUGUUUUCAAGUUUCAGCAGAAUGCUGAAAGGUACUCCAAGCAAGAGGCUGUCUUUUAGAAAGUACAGAAAACCAAGUUAAUUAUGUUUUUGUGGAUGUUUUGUUGGUGUUGAUUGAGAUUUUGACACUUCUAGUCUAACAAUCACUGGAAAGACACUAGAAUCUCAACAUGGGAUUGCUUUUUAGAAUUGAACCAUAGAGGUAUAUGCCCCAUGACAUGGCAUAGCUCUGUACACCUUUCUGCAUUAUAUAUUUUUCACAUUCUUUUACAUUUUCAUCAAGGAAAAAUAUGAGUCAUGUCUCACUUUGCUUUGUUGUAGUGUUUUAAUUUGUAUGGUUUAACUGCCUGGAUCUGUGUUGCAGUUUUCUUAUUGAACACUAGAUGGAAACAAUUUCUAUGUUUAUAGAACUGCUUCUUUAUAUACAAAACACUCAAGGAUGCUAUGACCUGGGGAUGUUAAAACACACUUCUUUUUGACAGGUAUGUUGUUAGAAUUAUCCAUAAAGCACACUGCUGUUUUUGUGUUUUAUAUGAUAUACAGCCAUUUGUCUAAGAUUCAACAAGUGUUUAUAAUUUUAUCAACUCAAAUUCUGGUAAUAUUUAUAUGAAGCUGGUAAAUGUUUACCCAGUCAAUCUGAGGUUGUGAGUGUUACUUAUCUGACUUUACAAAAUUGAGAAUUUAGACCACCGGAUGCACUCGACGUGUUCCAACGAAUAGCGACCAAAAACUGUAAGGCCUAAGGAAGAAUUAUCAGUGAACUGUGUCUUAUUUCUGUACUCCAAACAAGUUGUUUUCCAAACAACUCCUUGGCAAGAGUGUGUGAUGGAUGUAUUUGUUCAACAUGGUCCCUUAAGUUCUAUUCUGCUGUAUAUAUACACCCAUGCCCAGAAAUUACACAUUGUAAGCAAGUCAUAGAGUAAUGCAAUCACACUACUUACCAUACGCAACUAAUGGCUCAUCUGAAUGGAUGAUUUGUACUGUCCUAUGCUUUUAAUGUAGAUGACUAUAAAACCUGAGUAUGAUGGACACGGGGGUCAUUUGAGGGAAAACUGUAAUUAUUGUUAGGGUGUAUAAAGUUCUGCUAUGUAGAGCAGGCUCUGCAAGGAGCAAUUUUAAGGAUGUUUCUUAUUUUGUUUGUUAAUAUCAUUUGUACAUAGUGAUUUAAUAAUGUAACUUGUAGCAACUUAACCUGUUUAAUAAGAUAAUGUGCAAAUUCUUACAGAUGGUGAAGAAAUAAAGUAUUAAAA